Messenger RNA from Cricetulus griseus (Chinese hamster), 687 nucleotides. The record is from RefSeq and is a predicted model, not a curated record. Lineage: Eukaryota; Metazoa; Chordata; Mammalia; Rodentia; Cricetidae.
CUCAUCUUCAGAUAUGCCAAUGGGAAGAAGUGCAUCUUCAAUCUGACUGGUCUCCUUAGCAUCCUAUCAGCUUUGGUAUUUGAAACAGUUAUUGCAAACAGCCAAAACUGGCGCCUGUGGGAAUUUGUCAAUGCUGUUGUGCAGUUUGUUUCCUUUGGACUGUGGGAAGCUCAUUACCCUCAAGAGUUUAAUGUCUCAGGGACUGUAAUCAAGAUGCUGGUGCAUACCCCUAUCGAUUCCACCUGGAUCAUUUCACCUGAAUUUCAUUAUGCACAGAAUCUGAUAACAUGGGCCCUGUUGAUGAAGCCUGUAGUUCUAGGGUUCAGUGUAUUAUUGGCCAUUAUGAUCAGCUUCAUGAGAGACCCAUUUAUUGAAAUGCAGAUAUAUUGCUACAAGGUCUCUGCCUUAGUUUUGUGUGUUAGCAGCCUCUUUACAUUUGUUUCUGUGAGCUGGAACCACAUGGUAGAUCUUUAUGGGCAAACCACUCUUGACUUUCCGCCUGACUUUCCUGUUAAAAAGGAAGCCAUGAUAAGCAAACACUUUAUAGCCAUCUUCCCAUUAGGGGUCCUGACAAGCACCAUGUCACUCUUUGGAAUGACCAUGUUUUUCUCUGAAGUAUGCUGUUUGAAACUACAGAAUCAGGUGAAGGCCCAAUGUGCUUACAUAGUGGUCAAUAAAGAGGCCUGA